Molecule: messenger RNA, 762 nt
Organism: Coffea eugenioides
Lineage: Eukaryota; Viridiplantae; Streptophyta; Magnoliopsida; Gentianales; Rubiaceae
Product: MADS-box transcription factor 6
Exons: 8
Coding region: 1-762 (253 amino acids)
Biological process (GO): positive regulation of transcription by RNA polymerase II
Cellular component (GO): nucleus
Molecular function (GO): DNA-binding transcription factor activity, RNA polymerase II-specific; RNA polymerase II cis-regulatory region sequence-specific DNA binding; protein dimerization activity
Source: RefSeq, a predicted model, not a curated record
AUGGGAAGAGGAAGAGUAGAGUUGAAGAGGAUAGAGAACAAGAUCAACCGUCAAGUGACUUUCUCUAAGAGAAGAAAUGGUCUGCUCAAGAAAGCUUAUGAACUUUCUGUUCUUUGUGAUGCUGAAGUUGCUCUCAUCAUUUUUUCAAGUCGCGGCAAGCUCUACGAGUUCGGCAGCUCUGGGAUAACUAAAACCCUUGAGCGAUAUCAACGUUGCAGCUUGAGUCCUCAGGAGAAUGCUGCUGAAAGAGAAACACAGAGCUGGUACCAAGAGGUCUCAAAACUGAAGGCCAAGUACGAAUCACUACAACGCGCUCAAAGGCACCUACUUGGAGAAGAUCUUGGUCCAUUGAAUGUGAAAGAGUUGCAGAAUCUUGAAAAGCAGCUUGAGGGAGCUCUUCUCCAGGCUAGGCAAAGGAAGACUCAGCUAAUGAUUGAACAAAUGGAAGAGCUCCGAAGAAAGGAGCGGCAGCUUGGGGACUUGAAUAAGCAGCUUAAGAUUAAGGUUUCCCUGGAAAUGUCAUCGCUUGAAGCAGCUGAGGGACAAGGCUUAAUAAGAGGCCUCCCUUGGCUUUGGAGUUCGAGUGUACCAAGUGGAAGCAGCAUGUUUCCUAUGCACACUUCUCACCCCAGUGCCGCCAUGGAUUGCGAUCCUGAGCCUGUCCUACAGAUAGGGUAUCAUCAGUAUGCUCCGGCAGAAGGUCCUUCUGCCCCGAGGAGCAUGGCCAUUGAGAGUAACAUCAUCCAGGGGUGGGCUCUUUGA